AUGGCGCGCCAGCCGUUCAUGUACGAGCCGGUCCGCAAGGACGAUGACCGCUUCCCUCAGAAGCCAUUUGAUCCCAAGGCCGUGACUCGUGCGAGCUGGGAGCCGAAUAAGCCCAAACCAAAACCCAGUGCACCUUACGUCGCAAUCAACCGCCAUCCCGACUCCCAUGUCGUGCCAAGCGGUAGCCGGGCCAAGUACAAGCCCAUGAGCUACCGCACGACAAAUUGGAUCAAGCGCAUGCGAGCCGUGCAGCUUUGCCUUCGCGUUCUUGAGGCCAUCGCUGCCGUUGGUCUUUUUGUGGUCAUGGCAAUCUCGGGCCUGAUUGCCUUGGUUAUCGGUGUGACGCUCGGUGUUGUUGUCGUCCACUGCCUCUACAGUGUCUUCCAUCAUGCUCAACGGGCUGGGUCACGGGCUCCUGGUUCCUCGGCCGCCUACCAGGUCUUUUCGGCUGUGUCUGACCUUUGCGUGUUGCCUCUGUAUGCCUACGGUGCCUUGGCUGUCCAUCACAAGAGACAGGAAUGGCAGGGGACCACUAAGGACAAGCCUCAUCUCAUGAAUUAUAUGAUUCCCUCCGUCCAGUACGGUCUUAUUGCUGCCGGCGGGUUACAUGUCGUCUCCCUUGCCAUCUCUCUGUAUCUGGCCUUGAUGUUCCGGCGCAUCGCUCGCAUGCCUCCGGACAUGAACCCGCUGGAGCCAACAUUUACUUCGCCUCCCAAUCUGCAUACACGGAAUAAGCCUUCGAUCGCCACGGUUUCGACAGAGUUCUCCUAUGAAAAGCAUCGCGACAGCCUCCUGUUUGAUUCCGAUUCUCGCCCUCCAUCCGUCCCCUUCAUGCACACACGUCAGGGUUCCAACAUUUCUAUCACCGCCGACAAUGUCCGCUCAAGCUUCCCCAGCAGCAAGCAUGCCUCCCUGCCACCCACCUUGCUAAGCUCCAAUCAUCCAGGCAACCCCUUUGUUGAUCUUGAUUUGGGUGAUCCCGAACCAAAGCCACUUGGCCCCAAGUCCAUGUCUGCCUCUGCUGUCGACGCCGACACCGCUCAGAAGCCAACCUCAGCCCAGCACCAGCCACGAACAGCGAAGUUCACUGAAACCUGGUAUGCCUCUGACUCGCUCAUCGGCCGCACGCAGAAGCGGCUAAACGCUGUUACAGCUGUGGCUGCGACUCCGGCCAAGAACAAUGCCAAGUACUACACCUCCAUGCAGCAGCAUCCCGAUCUGCCUGACUCCCCCAACUCCUCGCCCGAUAACGAUAGCGACGACGACGACGACGACUACACAACCGCGCGGUCAGCCAGCACCAAGCACUGCAACGCCGUCGCCAGCCACCAGCACAUCGAUAGCGAUUAUGAGGACGAAAGCAAGGUGGCCCCUGCUGCUUCUGAUGCUCAACCCAACCCGUUGCGCUCGCACCCUGUUGACUAUGACUAUGCUCCGGAUCCGAAUCAUUAUCUCCCCGUUGAUGCUUCUUCCCUAAGGUCUGCAGCCAAACGGCCCCGAACCCCCGGCCCGUUUGCUCGUCUGCGUGCUUCCAUGGGCCUCACCGAGAUUCACCCCAACGACCGGCGCGUGAGUGGGUCACAGGAUAUAACCGAUCAGACCGACAUUGCCGACGACAAGCAGAAGAUCAAGCCGUUCCAGCCGCGCAACCGUCAGAGCUCGAUCCAACCCGAUAGUGAUUUCUGUGCACGGGGAAAGAAGUCCUACACAAAGCCGUAUGGCGAGCUGCGGCCCGAGACACCACCUACCAUGGUGGACAGUCUGUACGCGAGGCACAAUAACGGCAACAGGCAGGUUUCCACGGGAAUUGAUUACGGGGAUCUGGGGGCUGCUUCGCUCGGGAGAAGGGUGCUGAGUGGCAGGGCCGCAGAGGAAGGAUACGCUGGGUUGAGGAGAGACGGACCGAUUCUGAGCAUUUGCUCGCAGUGA
Molecule: messenger RNA, 1929 nt
Organism: Thermochaetoides thermophila DSM 1495
Lineage: Eukaryota; Fungi; Ascomycota; Sordariomycetes; Sordariales; Chaetomiaceae
Exons: 3
Coding region: 1-1929 (642 amino acids)
Source: RefSeq, a predicted model, not a curated record